Messenger RNA from Dacryopinax primogenitus, 1888 nucleotides. RefSeq names its product cytochrome P450. The record is from RefSeq and is a predicted model, not a curated record. Gene Ontology annotation, molecular function: iron ion binding; oxidoreductase activity, acting on paired donors, with incorporation or reduction of molecular oxygen; monooxygenase activity. Bases 159 to 1745 code for a protein of 528 amino acids. The transcript has 3 exons. Lineage: Eukaryota; Fungi; Basidiomycota; Dacrymycetes; Dacrymycetales; Dacrymycetaceae.
AGCACGCAUUCCCCAUCGGUCUUCCGAUCAAACUCAUCCCCCUCCCUCCAGGCCUCUUCUCCUUCUUCGCAAACCAGUUCCUCCUCCGUCUGAAGCUCAUCCGCCCUGGAUCAAAACUCCAUAAAGCGCUCAACGUAGGCAGACCCGAGGGCUGGGGGAUGCAUAAAGAGCUUGGGGGGGCGUUCUUGACUGUUAGCCCUGUGGGAGUCACACUGGUACUUGCGGACCCGGAAGCUAUAAGCCAAGUCUGUGCGAGUAGGGAGAGGUUCCCAAAACCGCCUAACACAGGCGCGAUCAUAAACCUCUUCGGACCAAACGUAAUCUCAACAGAUCACGCAACCUGGCGCCUCCAUCGGAAAGUCACAGGCCCCGUCUUUAGCGAAAAGAUCCACGCCAGUGUCUGGUCCGAAGGCCGGCGUCAAGCGCAGUUUAUGCUAGAUUCCUGGCUCCCUCCUUCCUACUCCGGUUCCCGUUCCACUGCUCCCGCACGGGGGGAAUCGGUCGUCGUUCAGACCUUGUUUGACGACACCCUCAAGCUAGGGCUGCACGUCAUAACCGGGUCCGCGUACGCCUGUCCCCUCAGCUGGUCCGGCGCCUGCUCAAACCCGCCAACAACAUCCAAGCAACCGCAGUCAUAUUCCCAAAGUGUGGAGCAGCUUAACAACUACCUUAUGCCGCUAUUUCUUACCCCGCGCUGGCUGUUACGCGCUGCUAGAGGGGGCGAGUGGGGCAGGGCUUGGAGUGCUUAUUUGGCGCUGGGAGGGUAUUUGGAAGGGAUGCUAAAGCGGGAAAAAGACCGCAGGCAGUGGGGUGACGACCCGACCCCUGCCUCUCCCUCCCCCCAGCAGGAGCAGGAGCAGGAUGAUGAAGGACCGAAGGAGAAUUUGUUGAGUGUGCUUUUGGACUCGGAAGAAGGAGGGGAUGAGAAGGAACGGAGGAUGACGCAUGAUGAGGUUUUGGGAAACGCUUUUAUAUUCAUGUUUGCUGGGCACGAGACAACAGCGAAUACGACACACUACGCCCUCCUCCUCCUAGCACUGCAUCAAGCUGUCCAAUCCCGCCUCCACUCCGAACUAGACGCUCUCCUCUCCCUCGCCUCGUCCCAAAACCGCGACUUAGAUUAUACGCUCGAUUUCCCCCAUGCGACCUACACGCUCGCCGUCAUGCAGGAAACGCUCCGCCUGUACACUCCUACGAGUAUCAUCAACAAGUCUGCCCAAGGGGACCAGAGGCUCGCGUUCGAAGGGAAAGAGUAUGUAGUUCCGGGAGGGACGAGGGUUGCAGUUAAUAUUACGGGUGUGCAUUCGAGCCCUAAGGUGUGGGGGGAGGACGUGGGCGAGUUCAGGCCGGAGAGGUGGUUAGUCCCCGUCCCCGCCUCUGCCUCUGCCUCUGCUUCGGCGUCAAAGGAACCCUCUCGAGCCAACACACCCGCCCCACCGGGCACACCGCUCCACUCCCAGCAGCCAGAACCCGAGCUAAAGAAGCACACCCUCCUAAAACCCGCUCGAGGCUCCUACCUCCCCUUCUCCGAAGGCACCCGCCAAUGUUCCGGCCGCAAGUUCGCCAGCGUCGAAUUCGUGAGCGUGCUGUACACACUGCUUUCGAACUAUAGAGUGGAGAUAUUGGGGGAAAGGGAAGGUUGGGGGGAGCAGAGGGUUAGGCGGGUUUUGGGGGGGAGGAGGGCGGGGGCUUUGACGCUGCAGGUGCCGGAGAGGGUGCCGGUUAGGUUUGUUAGGAGGAAGUAGGCAGCGGGCAGCGGAUGGAUGGAUGGACAUGUAGAAUUACUUGAUACUGCGACUUGCACUUGGACUCUCACACACACACUCUCACCACUCUUGCAUCCUCGACUCUUGCACUCUUGUGGGCAAUGUACACAUGCGGAAUUUAC